Molecule: messenger RNA, 783 nt
Organism: Entamoeba dispar SAW760
Lineage: Eukaryota; Evosea; Mastigamoebida; Endamoebidae
Exons: 1
Coding region: 1-783 (260 amino acids)
Biological process (GO): translational initiation
Cellular component (GO): eukaryotic translation initiation factor 3 complex
Molecular function (GO): translation initiation factor binding; RNA binding; translation initiation factor activity
Source: RefSeq, a predicted model, not a curated record
AUGAGUGCUUCAACUAAAACGUCUAAAAUUACACAAUCCUCUGUACUUAUCUGUGAUGGACUUCCAGUAGGAAUUCCUGUUGCUUCAGUUUCUAAAUUAACAUUAUUCUUAAAAAGAAUGGUAUUGAUAAAGAAUGGAGCAGAAUUAUCUGAACAACCAAAUAAUGUAAUAGUUUUUGUUGAUGAAACAAGCCAAAAAACUACAGGGAUUGGGUUUAUUGAUUUUAAAGAUGAUGAAGCAGCAAUAAAAUUUAAAACAAGAUUUGUUGAAUUAAAAUUUGAUAAUAAAAAUACGUUAAAGUUUUAUACUAAAAAAGAAAUUGAUGAAAUUUUAAAAGAAAGUGAUGAAUAUACACCAUUAGUCUUUAAUCCAAUUGAAGUUACUGAUUUUAAAGGAUGGCUUAAAGAAGAUAAAUAUACUGAAGGAAAUGAAUGUUUUGCAACAUUUCAAUAUGGAAAAACUAUUUCAUUAGGAUGGUAUAACCCAAGUAUUCCAAAAGAAAUAACAAUGCAAGAAGAACAACCAUUUAUAUCAUCUAAUUGUUCAUUUUCACCAUCAGGUACAUUUUUAUAUUCAAUUACUGAACAUGGAUUAAUUGUAGUUCAACCAGAUUGUAAAAAGAAGUUCCAAUUUCCACAUUCAGGAUUAACACAUGUUACUAUUUCACCACAUGAUACAUUUAUUGCUACAUAUUCAGCUACAGCACCUUAUAAUAGACAUAUUAUUGUUUGGGAUAGAAGAUUUACAAAAGGUAUUAAAUUCUUUGAUUUAAAAGCAAAAUAG